Messenger RNA from Caretta caretta (loggerhead turtle), 3210 nucleotides. RefSeq names its product putative tRNA methyltransferase 9B. Gene Ontology annotation, cellular component: nucleus; cytoplasm. The record is from RefSeq and is a predicted model, not a curated record. Lineage: Eukaryota; Metazoa; Chordata; Testudines; Cheloniidae. Gene Ontology annotation, molecular function: tRNA (5-carboxymethyluridine(34)-5-O)-methyltransferase activity; S-adenosylmethionine-dependent methyltransferase activity; tRNA binding. Gene Ontology annotation, biological process: tRNA wobble uridine modification; tRNA methylation.
UUGUUUGGGGGCGGAGGAAGGGCGCCGCGCCGCGCCGGCUGAGGCUCCAGGGAGACUGGCCCUGGGAGUGAGCCCCACGUGGCCACUGAAGCGCGCGCCGCCUCCGGACAGCCCCCCGCCCGGGGAAGGCGCCUGGACCCGGCGCCCAGUGCCUGCCCGGCGUGCGGCAGGAGGGAGUCGGGGUCCCAUUGCAAAAUCCACCUUUGCUCAAAAGCCUUCCUACAAUACCAGCGCCUGUGGGGAGGGCAGAAGAAGAAAAGAAAAACAUGCCAAAUCUAAGCAGCUAAACCAGAAAUGGAAAGUAUAAGGAUUUAUGUAGUACACAUUACUGUUUUGACUGUUGCACUGGGUUCAAUGAGUUAGUGUAGCCUUUUUGUGAUGGAGAAGGAGGCAAGCCAGUUGGAGAAGGACCACGUCCAUAGAGUGUAUGAGAAAAUUGCUCCUCACUUCCAUGAUGCACGCUACAAGGCUUGGCCAAAGGUACAACAGUUCCUUUCAGAUCAGGAACCAGGCAGCCUGAUUGCUGAUAUUGGCUGUGGAAAUGGCAAAUACCUUCAUAUCAAUUCUCAAACCUAUAAGCUGGGCUGUGAUUACUGCUUCCCUUUGGUGGAGUCAGCACGAAAUGAUGGCCAUGAAGUAAUGGUGUGUCAUAGUCUGUGCCUGCCAUAUCGGAAUGAGUGUUUUGAUGCUGUCUUAUCCAUUGCUGCAGUUUUUGUAACACUGGGUGCAACUUUGUACAGCUCUGUGCAAGCUCUGAAGGUGCAAGCAGAGGCAGUGAUCCACCAUUUUUCAACAAAGGAGCGGCGUGUGCGAGCAAUAAAGGAGAUGGCUCGCACCUUGAGAGUAGGUGGCCAGAUGAUGAUAUACGUGUGGGCAAUGGAGCAAAAACGGCGAAAAUUUGAAAAGCAGGAUGUCUUUGUUCCUUGGAAUCCUUCACCACCUUCCUGGACCUUGAGUAACACUUGUUCGCGUGGAAUACAGAAAUCAAUUAAUCAAAAGGACAAAAGGCUGGCUUUGGACCAACACUCCGCUAAGUUAGCUGGCACUUUGAAAGCAAGAAGCUCAUCUUUUGUGAGGGAGAAGGAAACCAUGCAAAACUUAUUUGAAAAAUCCUUGAGAUGGUCUCUCUUUUCAGGAUCACUUGAUUCAGUAUUAGACUUGAGUAAUCAGUGGCACCAAAGAGAGCUUAGCACAUUUUCCAAUUGCAAUAUUCAGCUGGAUGAAUCAAACAGGGGAAAGCUUUUUGAACAAAUCAGGCAAGGUGGCUUCAUGAAGCAUAUUUCCAACUUGUCUUUGCGUUGUAGGCAGAAUUCCGAAGAUAAGGCUUCUGAAGUAGCUGUAGAACCAGGGUCACCUAUGAUAUUUCACCCAGUGCCUUUCAAAAGUUGUUGUUCAGAAUUAGGCCAGGACACUAAGCAGCCCCCAAUGUCUCCAGCUAUAAUUCAUGACUGCAGCAGAGUGUGUUUACCUGACCUGCUUUCCCAUCAAAAAGAUAUCAAACAGCAACUUAAAAUAGAUUAUCACCCAAAACAAUCAAGUUUCCACAAACUCCAAAACAGAAGCAAAACAGACAGCUCUCUACAGGAUACAGACAAUGAUUGUUCCAUGGCCACACGGAACAAACAGCUGCAAAGGAGUCCAAAUGGGGCUUGUCUUAGGUACUACCAUGUUUUUAAAGAAGGGGAGUUGGUUGAACUGAUUGAACAUCAUGUUCCUGAGCUACAUGUUAUUCAUUCAUACUUUGACCAUGCAAAUUGGUGUGUGAUUGCAGAAAAGAUUCAUGUGUGGAAGAUCUAGGGGAAGAUUUUCAAAGGCACAGAUGCCUGACUACAUUUGAAAGUCAAUGGGAGUUCGGUGCUUGGUGUCUUUGAAAUCGUCCCCCAAGCUUUUUAUCCCCAUCUUGUGCUUUGACUCUCUCUGUGACUUUUGUUUUGUACUUGACUGUCACUUUAUCAUUUUAUAGAAACAUUUCCUUCUAUAAUGGUAAUUUCAGCUUGGAUACAUUUUAAGAUACAUUGGAUAUGAUUACAGGUUGGAUACAUUUUUCCAGGGCUUUUUAAUAGUAGCUGUCAGUUUUGCUUUUUGUUGUUUUAGAAUAGUUAAAAUGCAUUUAUAAGUUUUCCCUGUUGGGAUGUUUUUAUAUGAAUAUUAAAGAUGUUUGUUAUUCAUUUAUAAUAAUUUAUUAUCUUUAAUGUCUUUUUAUAAUUAAAAUGUAUUAUGUGUUGGGGCUUGGAGUAAUAUAAGGCUGAUGGUACUUUGAGAAGGAUUCAUUAUUUUAUUACAGUCUGCCUAUCAUUCUAUAUGAUACCUCAAGUCACAGUAGAGAGACAGUCCUCCUAAAAGAAGUACCAGGUAUAUAUAACCCAAGUACCAGAGACAGUAGCUGGGGACACCCAGUCGGAUAAGUUUAGACAGCUCAUCUGUUGCCCCCUAACUGUCACAGGUAAGAAUACAAUGGACCUACUCAAGUAUAUAUCACAACAUAACCUCCCACCACCACCACCCAAUAAAUCUUAAAUCUGUGUAUUUCUCUGAGUUUGACAUGUAUGUUCAAAACAAAAAUCUUCUUCUUCUCUGUCACAAAAUCUGGGAGAAGAAUCAAGGGAAUUCUUAAUAAGCCAUUUAAAUUGCUAAAAUGAAUGAUGAUGAUGAUGAUACAGAAAAAUGCUUGGAUGACAACAGGUGAAUGCAAGGAAAUAGUAUUUAUCAACACUAGCAUGCAAUCGUUAUGCUUUUAAGACUUUUUUCAUCUAUAGACAAAGUUUUCUACAAGGGAGGUAAGUUUCAUUAUUCCCGUUUUACAGAUAGGGAAACUUGCUCAAAGCCACAUAGCAGGUCAGUGGCAAAAAUCAUCAGUUAUUGCUGUCCCUAAUGGUCACUGCUUUAGGUGGUUUGUGUUCUUCCUCCAAAGGUUUUCACUAGUUUCUUUUCUUUAGGUUCUGGAAUCACGAAACUAAAAAGUAAUCCUGUUUUCUCACUGGGGAAAGACACUGUCAUGUCCAGUGCCUUAGGAAAUUCUUAAUGUGUCUUACUAAGAAUUUAGCCUUAUGUAUGUUGUAUCUUAAAGAGUAGUAAGGAACAGUACAGUAAUCAAUGUUUUUAAUGUAACUUUAAUUCAAUUUGGCUGUAAUAUCUCUAAUGAAAUUUUCUCUACUUCCUGAAAUACAAUUUAUGUAAUCUGCAGAGUACUGUGCUACAUAUUAUAUUUGC